Empidonax traillii (willow flycatcher) is the source of this 2591-nucleotide messenger RNA. It is a transcript of the gene DCAF12, whose product is annotated as DDB1 and CUL4 associated factor 12. The record is from RefSeq and is a predicted model, not a curated record. Gene Ontology annotation, cellular component: Cul4-RING E3 ubiquitin ligase complex. The transcript has 9 exons. The coding region runs from base 183 to 1553 and encodes 456 amino acids. Gene Ontology annotation, molecular function: protein binding. Lineage: Eukaryota; Metazoa; Chordata; Aves; Passeriformes; Tyrannidae.
CUGUCGUAAAAACAGGAGCCAAAAAAACCUCGGUGUGCCGUAAAAUGCCGUGCGGCGCGGGCGGCGGGGCCUGAGGGACAGAGCCCGGCCGGUCCCGCUCCCUAUGCCCCGAACCGCCCCGAUCCGCUCCAUGUGGGGCCGCUCCUCGCCCGCAGCCGCUGCCGCAGCAUCGUCCUUCUGCUAUGGCUCGGAAAACAGUUAGCAGGAAGCGGAAAGCGGCGGCGCCUGCCGCCGCGGGGCCUGGGGGGCUCCAGGGGGAGCAGUAUGUGUGGGAUCACUCGGUGCACAAAAGGAAGAGGCUCCCCCCGGUGAAGAGGUCCCUGGUGUACUACCUGAAAGGGAGGGAGCUCCGGAUGCAGAAUGAGUCCAGCUACCACCGCCUGUUGCACGGAUACGCAGCCCAGCAGCUCCCCAGCCUCCUGAAGGAGAGAGAAUUCCACCUGGGAACCCUCAAUAAAGUGUUUGCCUCCCAGUGGCUGAACCACCGGCAAGUGGUGUGCGGGACGAAAUGCAACACGUUAUUUGUAGUCGAUGUCCAGACUGGUCAAAUUACCAAGAUUCCUAUUCUGAAGGAUCGUGAACCGGGCAUGGUGAACCAGCAGGGAUGUGGCAUUCAUGCCAUCGAGCUCAACCCCUCGAGGACCCUCCUGGCCACAGGUGGAGACAACCCCAACAGUCUUGCAAUUUAUCGCCUGCCUACACUCGAUCCUGUCUGUGUGGGAGAUGAUGGACAUAAGGACUGGAUAUUUUCAAUUGCGUGGAUCAGUGAUACUAUGGCUGUUUCUGGUUCCCGGGAUGGUUCGAUGGGUCUCUGGGAAGUCACGGAGGAUGUGUUGUCCAAAAGUGAUGCCAGGCAUAACCUCUCCCAAGUUCCUGUCUAUGCCCACAUAACACACAGUGCUCUGAAGGACAUCCCCAAGGAGAACACCAAUCCUGACAACUGCAAAGUCCGAGCAUUGGCCUUCAACAAUAAGAACAAGGAGCUGGGAGCAGUGUCCCUGGAUGGGUAUUUUCAUCUUUGGAAAGCGGAGCUCACACUAUCAAAGUUACUUUCCACAAAGUUGCCAUACUGCAGGGAGAACGUGUGUUUGGCUUAUGGCCAGGAGUGGUCAGUGUAUGCAGUAGGAUCACAGGCACAUGUCUCGUUUCUGGACCCGAGGCAGCCUUCCCACAAUGUUAAAUCCGUCUGUUCCAAAGAACGAGGCAGUGGUAUCCGGUCGGUGAGCUUCUACGAGCACAUCAUCACCGUGGGAACGGGGCAAGGUUCCCUGUUGUUCUACGAUAUCAGAGCCCAGAGGUUCCUGGAUGAAAAGCCCCCCCGUGCCUGCUAUGGAUCGAAGCAAAAAUUAGGAGGAGGUGAAAUUUUGAAGUUGACAACUGGGAAAGGCUGGCUGAACCAUGAUGAAACCUGGAGGAAUUAUUUUUCUGAUAUAAAUUACUUCCCAAAUGCUGUUUACACCCACUGCUACGACUCGUCUGGAACGAAACUCUUUGUGGCAGGAGGCCCCCUUCCAUCAGGACUUCAUGGGAAUUAUGCUGGUCUCUGGAGCUAAUGAUAACUCUUCAUAAAUGCUGAUCUUUACACAGAUUUCCACUUUUCUUUUCCUUUUUUUAACAACAAAAUUGUGUGAUGCCAUUGAUCCCUGAUUUAAGCGCAAGUUAUUUUUUGGCAGAGUUUUCUGUUGGUCUCCAACAGUUUUGUACAUCUUUUUGAACCAGUUUUUUGCUUUAACCUCCUUGAUCCUUUAUAUGAAGGGGUUUUGAAGUCCUUUUUUAUUGUAAUUACUCCAAAUGACUCUUUCCCCCCCAUUUAGGCUGUCUUGGCCAUGUGCCCCCUCCCCUACUUUGCUGUGAGGUAGGAUUCCUUUCUUAUAGAGUGGUUGCUCCUGGGCUUUCUGUGAAAGUCUGGGGGCUGUGUGUGUGCAGGUACUUCGUGUCAGUUACAUUACCUGGAGUGAGGACUACUUGUAAUUAAAAAAUAUUAAAAGUAUUUAUAAGAGAUAAGCUACUACUUUAUCUGCAGAGCCUGGCCCUGGCCUGGAUUGAUCUUAUUUUUUAAAAGUACAAGUCUAAUGACACUGUUUUUACGUAGAGUGAUAUGGUUAUUUUAAGCUGUACUCACUGGAGCCCAGGCACAGAUUCCCCCAGGGUAUUGCCCAUCAUGUCCAAAGUGCAGGAGUUCUAAAAAGUGCAUUUGUAUUUGAAUGGUGGUUUUCAGCAGUGCCAGGAGCAAAAACUGAUCUUUUGUUUCUUCACUGCGCGUCCCAGGUAUCAGCUUUUGCGCAGCUGGAGUUUGCAAAGGCUGUUCUGCAGCGUGGCUGUAGCAGGGUGAGGUUACAUUGAGGGCUGCAGAGGUGCUGAGGGGAAACGGGGGCUGGUUAUUCAAAAUGAACUAAAUCUUAUCUGUUUUCCAGAUGAGCCAUGGUUUCUGACUAUGCUGUUGGGGUAGCUCAUGAGCUUUUCCUAAACUGCCCAAAAACCCAGGACCCUUUUUUUAUGCCAGGUUCUGGAAAUUUUUCCCGUUUUUGCUGUUCUGGUUGGCCACCUGCUCUAAUAAGCCAAUGGAAUAAAUAAACUAAUUUUUUUUCUAC